Messenger RNA from Callorhinus ursinus (northern fur seal), 348 nucleotides. It is a transcript of the gene TCL1A, whose product is annotated as TCL1 family AKT coactivator A. The record is from RefSeq and is a predicted model, not a curated record. Gene Ontology annotation, molecular function: protein serine/threonine kinase activator activity. Lineage: Eukaryota; Metazoa; Chordata; Mammalia; Carnivora; Otariidae.
AUGGGCGAGCUCCCGUUCUUCAGGGCGCACACAGCCUUGCACCCGGACCACCUGUGGAUCUGGGAGAGGUCCGUGUACGUGGACGAGAACCAGCGCACCUGGCUGCCCAUAACCAUCGAGACGGAGAGUAGCCUCCAGGUACUCAUGCGUCAGGAGGAUGUGUCCCUGGGGGAGGCUGUGUGCCCCAGCCUGCUAGCCCCAUGCCCGCUGCCUUCCAUGUGGCAGCUCUACCCUGGAAGAAGAUACCGAGGCUCAGACUCGAGUUUCUGGCGCAUAGUGUACCACAUCGAGUUCAGUGGCAAGGAGGACAUGCUCCUUGAGCAGCUGCCGGACCCGGAAGAUGAGUGA